Messenger RNA from Cucumis melo (muskmelon), 1546 nucleotides. Its product is annotated as protein LAZY 1-like. The transcript has 5 exons. Lineage: Eukaryota; Viridiplantae; Streptophyta; Magnoliopsida; Cucurbitales; Cucurbitaceae. The record is from RefSeq and is a predicted model, not a curated record. Gene Ontology annotation, biological process: regulation of auxin polar transport; gravitropism. The coding region runs from base 147 to 1304 and encodes 385 amino acids.
CUCAGACUAUUGGAGUUAUACAGGAAAAGUUUGACACUCUUAUUAAUAAAUAAGCAGUGAGCUAAACAAUGCAAACACCUUUUUUUCUCAUCACCCCUCUAAACUGAAGACAUCAAAACUCAGGUUUCUGAAGCACAACUAGAAAGAUGAAGCUACUUGGUUGGAUGCACCGUAAAUUUCGGCAGAACAGUGGUGAACCGCUGAAAGAUUUUGCCAUUGGCCAACAACCGCUUGAUGAUCAGCAAUACAUCUCAAAGUCAAGCAUUAAACCUUUCAAGCAAUCCCAACGAGAACAGCACCUUCGAAAAUCUUUCGCUGGUCUAGAAUCAGAAGUGGGAGAUGAAGACUACGAAGAUGAAUCAUCUCAUCCAAUGUCUGAGAUCUUCCACGGAUUUCUUGCAAUUGGAACUCUAGGAUCUGAACAAGUCAUCAGUGACCCAAUGACACCAAAGUUUUCAAUUUCCGUUGAGAAUAUAACGGAAAAUGAAACUGAAGUAACAGAAAAUGAACUGAAGCUUAUAAAUGAUGAGUUGGAAAAAGUUCUAGGAGCUGAAACUAAGGAUGACGGAUACAAUGAUUCCUCUGGAAGAAACAGUUAUGUCAGCAUGGGAAGGAGCAGCCAUGGUAGCACCAUUACCCUCAGCGGCAAGCCAAUGGAUGGCCUAGAAAGCAAUUUGAGUGGGACCAUCAUCUGCCCACUUCAGGGAUAUCUUUUUGGGUCAGCAAUUGAAUUGUCAGAGACUACAACAACAGUGGCUAAAAAAGAAAACAGAACCUCCCUUGGCGAGCUGUUUCAGAGAAGCAAAAUAGCUGAAGAGAAUGCAGGUGCAAAAUUUGACAAGGAAGACAAACGAGCUGAAGAGGAUAUUGAAAAAUCUGCCAUGCACCUAAUGAAAAAGAAACUGAAGAAAAGAAUGUUGUCUGCUUCUUCCAGGAGCUCUGCUACAGCUGUUGAAGGCCUCAAUGAUUCAGCUUCAGCAGAAACAAAACUGCAUAAGAUUUUUCACAUGUUCCAUAGAAAAGUUCAUCCUGAAAGCUCAGCAAUCAUACAGAAGUCUGAUAAACACCCAAAGGUUCAGAAAAAGAAAAAAGCAAACCAUAACCAUGAUGGUUGCUGCAACAAUGGAGAGCAGACAUCUGAUGAGGAUAUCAUGAUAUAUCCCCAGAGAACACAGUCGAAACCAAGCUUUCAACGCGUCAAGAAUCAAUUUCCACCACAUUAUGGACUAAACAGUUCUGAUCCAAAUGACAACAAGGAACGCUGGAUUAAUUCAGAUGAAGACUAUCUAGUGCUGGAGCUUUGAGAGGUAGAAGAAGCAAAAUCCUUGUUCAUCAGUAGCCGAGUGUGUUGCAGUAUUGUCUACUCAUAUUGAUAUUGGUAAUUAUUGCUGAUAGUGUGCAAGUUACUACAAUCUGAACAGCGUUUGGGUGUGAAAAUAAGUAGAGGAUCUCCCUCUUCAAACACUCCCUUUGUAUGUUGUGUGUGAAAUGUAUUGUUGUCCCUAGAACACUUUAUGAUCAUAUUUGCUUACAAAUUCCACAAAAA